AUGCGUUGUUUUUGGGUUUUGUGGUCCCUUUUGGCGUGGAGUUCAGCUGUUCUAUGCACUGUCGGUUGCUUGUUCCCCUACUGGCUUAAAGGAGCACUCAAAUUCACCCUACCCGUCCAAAACGGUACCAAAGAUGCCUCUACGGAACUGCUCACCAGUCACAUCGGACUAUUUCGUCGAUGCGUCUACCCUGUCUACGCAACCUCCGCGCAAACCAAGUCACCAGCCACUGGUAUCUCCCUCCAGUCAAACUGUGGCCACUACACCUUCAGCGAUAUCCCCCACUUGACGUGGAAAGUUGGCCUAGUCACCUUGGCUGUUGCUUGUGUUUUGCUGUUUUUCAUCACCUUCUUCCUCUUUGUUUCUGGAUUCAAUAUAAGUCUUCUGGCCCAUUCUGGUGUGAAUAAGGUGUGCCAAUUCGGAUUUUUAGUCUCAGGUCUACUUGUGAUUUUUACCUGCGUCAUGUAUCCUGUCGGUUGGCGAAUGAACGACGAGGUCCGACAGAUCUGUGGCUCUUCUGCUGACAGCUUUAACCCCGGUGGGUGUGAUAUUGGUUGGGCCUAUAUUGCAACAAUAAUUGGAGGAUUUGUGUCACUACUGGCCACCCUUCUUCCUCGCUUCUUUCCAACACACACCGAACACCGUGUAUUAAGUGUCCCGAAACACAACCAGAUCGAGUUGCACAAUGGAGUGUUCGUCGCCGCAUCUACCCUCCCUCCGUUGCUGGCGAGGAACCCUAGUGUACCGACACCGACUGACCAGUCCUCGGUGCACCAGGGAAGCUGCAGCCGAAAGGCGAGCAGCGUCCAAGGCGCCUUUCCGACGCCGUCUCUGGAAACAAGUUUCUCGAGCAGCUACGGUGGCGCCUCGGGCUUUCGAGUUUUGGUGCCGGCAACUCCUGUCAUCAUUCAAUCGCCCUAA
Molecule: messenger RNA, 921 nt
Organism: Mesocestoides corti
Lineage: Eukaryota; Metazoa; Platyhelminthes; Cestoda; Cyclophyllidea; Mesocestoididae
Source: the annotation of a GenBank genome assembly